CCAUCUCACCACAAAUCAUCUUUCCCACCAUGCGUCCUGCCCUUCCCGCCAUCUCCCGGAUCCUCUCGCGCCCUAGUACCAUCUCAGUCCGUUCCUUUGCAUCUCAACCCACCCCUUCGCCGCUCAAUUCCAACACCGCUGCGUCACCUCCUGGUGGUCCUCAAGCACCUCUCGAAUACUGUUCAGCUCUUGUCAAGAAGCUCGAUCCCGAAGCUUGGUUAUGCUCAUACUUUUGGCCCGGGAAAGAAAGGGCAUGGUGGCUGGCCUGGAGAGCUUUCAAUCUUGAGCUCCAUUCUAUCACCACCACCGUGUCACAGCCUGCUUUGGCAGCCAUCCGCUUUCAAUUCUGGCGUGACACUCUGAAGACCAUCUUUGCAACCAAUGCCUCAAGCAGCAACGUGCCGCAACAUCCUGUGGCAGUUCUACUGGCAGACAUGAAGAGGCAUAGACCGAUACAAAGAUACUAUCUCAGCCAGAUGAUUGACGCCAGGGCCAAAGCUCUAUCCCUUCCCCCAUCUUCCACCACGCUCGAAAGUCACCUGCACCUCCACUCUCCUCUAUCCUCUGCUCUCCUUCUCGGACCCCUCCCCGUCGUCCUCCCCCCUACCCAUCCCGAAUCUGCCCAUCUCGCCCACACCCUCUCUCAUCUGUCCACGCUUCUCACGGUCGUCUCCAUGCUCCGUAACUUGCCCCUCCUCGUCUCUAGCAAGAGGCAAAUAAAUCUGCCGGCGGAUCUGUGCGAGAAGCAUGGGGUGGUGGAGGAAGAGCUCCUGAGAAAGGGUGCUGAGGCAAAGGGCUUCAGGGAUGCGUGCUGGGAGGUUGGGACGAGGGGAAUGGAUGAGUUGAUCACGGCAAGGCAGGAUCUGAAGAGUACCGGGGGCAAGGUGAUCCCGAGCAGCGUCAUGCCGCUCUUUCUCUCAUCUGUCCCAGCGGAAAACUACCUCCAGAGGCUCGAGAAGCUCGACUUUGACGUCUUCCACCAAGACUUGCAAAAGUACGACUGGCAGCUCGCUCCCAAGAUUUGGUGGAGAUAUCAGACAGGUAAACUCUAGAUCGACCUUUCACAUUACAUAACACCAUUCAUCGGCAUACACACUGUAUAAUAUGCAUCAGCUUAGGCCACCUAGUUACGUAGGCAAAGACGACCUAGGAGGCAGGGAUGGGCGACUUGGGCGUGAGCUUGUCUGCCCAGAAAACACGAUUUGCCCGACUUGGCGAUUCCAAAGUUUGCCACUGUGCACCCAUCCCCGACCCGUCACUGCUGAUUGCAGCUUGCAUGGAUGGGACCAUUGCAUCAUCCUCCCCCUUGACCGUUUUCCCUUCUUUCCUCAUUUGCUCCCUCCUGGGCCAGUCCCGCAUCUCUUCCUCUCCCUUUUCGCCAUCAUCGGCCCAGAUCAGGCGGACUCCUUCAUCUUUCGCUUGAGAGGGAUUGAC
Messenger RNA from Cryptococcus amylolentus CBS 6039, 1434 nucleotides. RefSeq lists its product as hypothetical. The transcript has 4 exons. Bases 30 to 1052 code for a protein of 340 amino acids. Gene Ontology annotation, cellular component: mitochondrion. The record is from RefSeq and is a predicted model, not a curated record. Lineage: Eukaryota; Fungi; Basidiomycota; Tremellomycetes; Tremellales; Cryptococcaceae. Gene Ontology annotation, biological process: biosynthetic process; mitochondrial respiratory chain complex I assembly.